This is a messenger RNA of Serendipita indica DSM 11827, 708 nucleotides long. NCBI's taxonomy places the organism in Eukaryota, Fungi, Basidiomycota, Agaricomycetes, Sebacinales, Serendipitaceae. The record is from the annotation of a GenBank genome assembly.
AUGGCUCCUGGGGCUCAGAAAAAUCUAUGGGUUGCGGCAAGCGAUGGUGAUCUUACGCGAGUAAAGUAUUUCAUAGAGGAAGAAGGCAUGUCGCCAAACGCACCUGAUCAAAACACAUAUACACCGAUGCACGCCGCGGCGUCAUACGGCCACAUUGAACUUCUCGAAUACCUGAUUAGCAAAGGCGGAGAUGUCAAUGUAGAAGACGAAGAUGGCGACACACCGCUAUACACGGCCGAAUCACUCGACGUCGCAAAGUGGCUCGUCGACCACGGGGCAAUUAUCAACAGAGUCAAUAACGAGGGCAUAUCUGUACGCUCACAUCUCUCCAAUUUUGAUCUUCAUCAUAUCUCACACAAUACGCAGCCCGCACAACACCUCCUCGACGAUUACCCAGCCAUUGCACAUUAUCUCUCACCCGAACUUGCACAAACAGGAGAGGAGGAAGACGUAGAAGGACCCUCGGAAUACGCGCAGGAGCAACUGAGCGAAGAGCUGACGAAUCGGAUGAUGAAGGCCGUAGAGGAAAUAAUGGCGCGUGCGGCAGCAGAGGGUCGUGAUCCAGAAGAUGAACUGGCCGCGUUGGUGGAAAAGACGGUGUUGGAGAGCCUUGAUGCGGGAGAGGGACUCGUCGAAGCAGAGCAAGUCGCGACGCCGUCACUCGAAGAACCAACCGUCCCAUCUAAACGAAAACACACGGAAGAGUGA